Messenger RNA from Penicillium chermesinum, 3738 nucleotides. Its product is annotated as M protein repeat protein. Lineage: Eukaryota; Fungi; Ascomycota; Eurotiomycetes; Eurotiales; Aspergillaceae. The record is from RefSeq and is a predicted model, not a curated record. The coding region runs from base 1 to 3738 and encodes 1245 amino acids. The transcript has 5 exons.
AUGUCUUCGUCUGAAGAGCCCAUUCCAAUCGAGGUUCCUGCCGAGGUCCUCGCCUCAGAUGUCGAUGCGGAAAACCAGCCCCCGGCCACCCCGGUCGAGUCCACCAUGCUCUCCGGUAGCGAAGAUGUCACCAGCCCCGAGGCUUCGAAGGAAAACAACCCGAAUCCUUCCCCAGCCAAAGCUAGUCCAAGCUCGACAACAUCUAAGCAGCCGGAGAAGGGAACAACCACUACCAAGCGACCAACUUCUACAGUCUCGAAGGCUGCGACUACCUCGAGUACGCGGCCCAGCUCUAGUGGCACGUUGAACAAACCUCCUACUCGUCCUACCACUACCAGCACAGCAACCCGCAAGCCCUUGAGCACUUCGACGACGUCUUCGCACCGAUCUCGUGCGUCUAUCAGCAGUUCCGCAGACGAGAAGCGCUCUGUCGCUAGCUCUGGAGAUGAGAAGCGCUCUAUCUCGGGCACAGCCAAGCGCAUGUCUGUGGCCGGCUCGACAAGCACUCGCACCCCGCUAAAGCCCUCAUCCACUACGUCCACCGCUGAGCGUAGAUCGAGUGUUCUUGGCUCAUCCGCAGACCGCAAGACUGCUCCUUCAACGGCCACAUCUCGCACCGCGACGUCUUCUACGGCAAGCAAGCCAGUGGGCAGACUGACAUCCUCGACUCCCUCAACGACCCGCCCCACGUCCACUACAGCCACAUCUCGCACAGCUACCACCCGCCCUGCUACAUCCACUACAGCCUCGCGCACCCCGACAUCCUCUACCGCAGAUCCAAAGAAACGUCUUAGCACUAUCUCUGGUGCCACUUCGAGAAGUGCCGGAGACUCUGAAAAGUUGCAGGCUCUCCAAGCCAAGCUCACAGAAAGCGAAGAGAAUGUUGCGAGUCUGAAGACCGAACUCGAAAAUGUGAACGAGAAGCUGAGCCAGCUUUCUGUCUCUACAGGGGAGACCCCUACAGAAAAUAGCAAUGCCGAGGCCACCCGUGCAGAGCACGCAGCUGAGGUAGAGAAACUCACUGCUGCUCAUGCAGAGGAACUCCAAUCUCUGCAAGCUCGUCUGGAGGAGGCUGAGGCCCAACGCAAGGAACUGGAAGAGAAGUCACAGAAGGAGCUUGAGGAGGCUAAGCAGUCUGCCACUGCUCAAGGCAAUGACCAGGCUGCCACCGCCCUGGAGGAACUCAAGGGAACACACAAAGCUCAGCUGGAAGCUCUCGAAAAAGAGCUAGGAGACCACAAGGCUACUGCCACUAACCUUGAGGAACAGAUCCAGGUCUUGAAGAAAGAGCUGGAAGAGCAAAAGACUUCUUUGACAGAGGAGAAACUCUCAGCUGUUGAUCAAAUCACGCGAGAGCUAACAGGUCGUGAACAAGUUCUUGACAACCUCAAGGCCGAAUUGUCCAGAAAGAACGAUGAGAUUCAGGCGACGAAAGAAGAUUCCGAGAAACAGACCUCCGAGCUCCAAGAAAAGAUUUCUAUUCUGGAGGCCAAGAUCACAGAGUCCGAGUCCGCCGCUCAGGAAAGCUCCGACGGCAUCACCAGCUCUCUCGCUGAGAAGGAAAAGGAAAUCACAGAUCUGAGGGAGUCCCUCGGAAAGCUGCAGACAGAACUGCAGCAGGUUCGUGAUAGGGCUACGGCUGACUUGGACACGAAGAUCAAGGAAUUGGAGACGUCCCAUGAAACUACCAUCACAAACCUGAAGUCUGAGCACAGCGAAGCUAUAAGUAAGCUGUCUAGCUCGCACGCUGAAGCCCUCGCUGUCGCUACAGCUGCCGCCGAGUCAUCUGGCACAGAACACUCCCAGCAGCUACAAGAACUGCGCGACGCCCUGGAAUCCUACAAGACCACCGCCCAGGCUGAGCAGGACCGUGCUGUCUCUGAGCUCAAGGAGUCCCACGGACUCGAGCUUAAGGCUCUCCAAGAGAAGCUCGAGGAGUCUGAGAAGGCACUUGCUGAAUCCCUCCAAGCUCAAGAAGAAGGAAAUGCAUCUGUCCAAGAGUCUGCCAAGCAAGAGAUGGACGCUCUCCGCCAGAGGUGUGACGAACUGGAGUCGCUCCUCUCAGAAGGGUCCGGCAAGAUUGAGGCUUUGAAGCAGGAGGGCGAGUCUAAGUCUAAGGAUGUCGAAGCCGACAGUAAGCUGAAGGAGCUCGAGGAUAAGGCAGCUGAGGCUACUCGACUCCUUGAAGAGCACACUGCGCAGGCCGCGCAGGCCGCCGAGAAGCAUAUUCAAGAUCUUGAGGCCAUCAAGGCUGAGCACGCCAUCGAACUGGAACGUGUCCAACAAAAUGCCUCCGGUUCCCACGCCGAUGCCAUGAAUGAACUGCAGCGGAAGCAUGAUGACCUGUCUUCCAAGAAUCGCGAGUUAGAGGAAAACAUAUGCCACGCCCUUGAGGAAGAACUCAAGUCCAACCAAGAACGUCAUCUUGCUGAAAUCGCUGCCCAUUCCGAGGGGCGUGAGAAGGAGAUUGCCGAUCUCCAGAAGCAAAUUCAGGAGUCUCAGGCUAAGUCUCAGUCCGACUUGGAGGCCCUGCAGGCCUCAAGCAUCGCCAUCAAGGAAUCGCAUGCUGAGGAGAUUGCCAGCCUUCAAAAAGCAUUUGAGGAAAACCAGGCCAAGCUGCAGGCGGAAUUGGAGGCUGCCAAGACUGCUAAGUCUGCUGAUGCCGAGGCUGAACAUGGCCAAGCUAUUGAGGAGCUACUCACUAUGAGCGAUGCCAAGCUAGCAAAUUUGCGUGAGGAACUUGAAGCAUCGAACAAGGCCAAGAUUGAUGAGCUGCAGAAAGCCCACGACACUGCUCUUGCAAACGUCAACGAGCAGCUUUCUCAAGCCAAAUCUGCUGUCGAAGAUACUUCUGUUCUUGAUGGAUUAAAGGCUACUCUCGCCGAGGUCGAGCAGAAACUAGCAGACUCGGUCGCUGCCCACACAGCUGCCCAAGAAGCUGCAAAUGCUUCCACCCGCGAGCUUCAGGACAAGCACGCUACCGAACUCACUAAGAUCCAGAACCAGCAAUCCGAGCUAACCACCAAGCAUGACGCGGCUCUUGCCCAAGUCGAGCAGCUUCAGAAGUCUCUCGCUGCCUCUAGCAGCACAGAUGUCGAGCUUCAAUCAAUCACCAAGGAGCUCUCUCAGACUCAGCAAGAGCUUGCAUCUCUCAAGGAGAAGCAUGACGCCACCAUCGAAGAGCUAGAAAAGUUACGCGUGGCGAGCAAGGCCUUUGAAGAAAAGAUCAGCGCCGAUGAACAGAACCUGCACGCGCAGAUCGACAAGAACAUGGCCCUCCUCGAAAAGCUUGGCGAGGUGGAGUCCCAGAUCUCCAGCCUUCGCCGCCAAAACCGUGAACUCGAGGCUGAGCUCGCUUCCGUCAAAGGCGACUCCGCGAAGGAGAAACCAUCUGGAUUGAAUGCCAGUCGAUGGGCAACCGAUGAGAACCAACAGACUGAAGAGAAAGGUCCAGCCGCAGAAGGUGAGGACCUAGGACCAUCCAUCGAGGGAACGAUGGCAAGCAUCCAGGAACAGCUUAAACACAUUCGAUCGGCGAACAAUGAGUGGCUAGAUGAGCACCGCAGGCUUAUCGAAGAUCUUGCCUCGUUCUCCCGCAAGCCCACCCCGCGCCCCGAAGCCAAACUUCUACUCCAGGUACCGAAGGCCUCCUCUCCGCCGCCGAGUCAGAAGGCACCGGCGAUCAACUCGAAGAAGUUCGCGCUGCAUAGUUGUUCUGAUUUAGUACUGCAGAUGUAG